CGGCCGGCUCAACCCCCACCGCCGCGGCCAUGCCCGAGCUCCCCGGGCUCGCAGCCGGCGAUCCGCGCAACGGAGGAGCCGGCGGCGGCGGCGGCUCCUUGUGCGCGACGAGCUGGUGGUGUUGCUGCAGAGCUGCGACGCGCCGACGCGGGCGGGACGUGCCCCCGAAGCAGCGCGAGAGGCGGCGGAGCAUGGACGGAGCGUGGCGGUUCGGUCGCGCAACAGGAGGCCCAGCUCUCCGUAACCCUUUGGGAUCUUCCCGUCUCGUAUUAAACGUGGCAACGGUCCGUCCCUAGAUCUCCGUAACCCCAAGCGGUACCCGGAGAUUUGGGCCCUGAUCCUGAUCAAUCAAAAGGACGACGGCUCGAACCCGGACUCGACACCCCCCCGCCGCCGCCGCCGCCCCGAUCGAUCGCGCCGCCGCCCGCGCGAGGGAGAGGUACUCCUAGCGCAUUCCGUGCCCGCUCGCCUCGCUCCCUCUGUCUGGUUCGUCUGUGCUUCCUCGGCCCCUCCUGCAGCCCAGGCCCUGUUUCCCAGGCGGACGGAAGGAUCAUACAAUGAACUUCCGCAGGCUGAUCUGAGUUGGAUCAUCCUCGGCACUCAACUUCUCUUCAGCAAUGGUGUUCUGUGGUCACUGUCAGGAUGACUGCCCGUAUGUAAAGGACCCAGACAACGGGAUCAUAUGUUGUGGAAUAUGCGGGAAGGUUCUUGAUCCGAACAUUUAUGAUGAUGGGCCUUCUUUUGUUAAGGACUCCUCGGGACAGAGCCGGCUACGUGGAUCAAUUAUUAAAGCAAUUGAGGAUGGAUGUUCAAUAUCCCGUGAAAGAACCGAAGCGAAAGGGAGAGAUGAGAUUUGGCAGAUUGUCCAUGGCCUGCAUGUGAGUGGUGGAGAUGAUAUCAUUUGCACUGCUCAUAACUUUUAUAAACUAGCUCUUGACAAUAGCUUCACUAAAGGACGCCAGACAAGUCAUGUUGCAGCUGCUUGUCUUUACAUUGCUUGCCGGCGAGGUGAAAAACCUUAUCUUCUUAUUGAUUUCUCGGACUAUUUGCAUAUAAGUGUUUAUGUCCUAGGUGCGGUUUUUCUGCAGCUUUGCCAAGUUUUGCUACUCGGAGAACACCCAAUUGUUCAAAAGCUUGUAGAUCCUAGCCUUUUCAUCCAUCGUUUUACCGAACGUUUACUGGGAAAAAGGAACAAUGCUGUCUCGGACACAGCUUUAUGCAUUGUAGCUAGCAUGAAGCGAGACUGGAUGCAGACUGGGAGGAAGCCAAGUGGUUUAUGUGGUGCAGCAUUAUACAUUGCCGCACUUUCUCAUGGAUAUGAUUACACCAAGGCAGAUAUUGCUGCUGUUGUGCAUGUCUGUGAGGCAACUCUAUUUAAGCGCUUGAUAGAGUUUGAAAGUACAGAUUCUGGUAGCUUAACGAUUGAAGAUUUUUUGGCCAAGGCUUAUGAAGAGACGGUUCCAAAAUGUUCAGCCAAGUAUGGAGAAGUCCUUUGCGAGCACAAGGAUAAGGGUGCUGAGCAUUUUUCUCAUGGACUUUGUGAGGAAUGCUAUGACAAUUUCACUGAACUUUCAGGUGGGCUGGAGGGUGGUGCUGACCCUCCAGCUUUCCAGCAAGCUGAAAAACACAGACAGGAUGCUGCUAAAAGAUCCAAGGAAACUGCCGUGGUCGAGGAAACAUUGUGUGAGUUAAAUAGUUCUGAUGUUGAGGAUAACAUCAUGACCCCUUGGAAGAACUUUGGGGGCAAAUCUUCGACAAUUAGUUCCAGUCAAACUGCAAAUGAUUUUGUUGCUCCUGACGAUGCUGAAGUGGAAGGUGAGAAUGGUAAAGCUGAUUCUGAUUCUGAAAAUCUUUCUGAUAUUGAUGAUGUGGAGGUUGACGGGUAUCUUCACAAUGAAGAAGAAACACAGAACAAAAAGAUUAUCUGGGAGGAAAUGAACAAAGAAUACCUAGAGGAACAAGCUGCAAAGGAAGCUUUAGCAGCUGAAUUGGCAGCUAGAGGUGUACCUGUUGGAGAGGGACGACAGAAGAAACGAAAACGUAAUGAAGACAAGAACUCCACACCUGCUGACACACCAGCAGAAGCAACCUACAACAUGUUGAGACAGAAGGGACUCGGGUCAAAAAUCAAUGUUGAAGCUGUUAGUGGAUUGUACACGACUGAAGACGAAGUUGGCAAAGCAAAUGGCAAAGAUGACAUACACUUUGACGAGGAAUAUGAACAGGAUAUCGGUUAUGGUGAAACAUUUGAUGCUAGUUAUGACUAUGGUCACGAUGCUGAUUACAACUACGAAGGCUACGUUGACGAGGGUGGUGGCGGAGGCUAUGAUGAUUAUCAUGACGCUGAUUACUAGUAGUAGCAGUUUUCUGCAGAGUGGCAACCUGACCAAGAUCUGUUCCGACUACCAAGGCGAACUGAAAAUCUUAUAUUCUAUCUAUACCAAGCUAAGACUAAGUUAUAGUAUACGCGUAAACUGACACCGAAUCCAGAUUUGUGGACCACAGUAAGACUGCUCUCUUAGAAAAGUUUCCGGUGCAAAGUUCUAGAAAAUGAGUAAUCAACAGUAAGGCUGAAGAGACCGAUACCUUUCUCAAGGACCAUUUUCUUUGUACUCCC
Aegilops tauschii subsp. strangulata is the source of this 2617-nucleotide messenger RNA. Its product is annotated as transcription factor IIIB 60 kDa subunit. The record is from RefSeq and is a predicted model, not a curated record. Lineage: Eukaryota; Viridiplantae; Streptophyta; Magnoliopsida; Poales; Poaceae. Gene Ontology annotation, molecular function: RNA polymerase III general transcription initiation factor activity; RNA polymerase III type 3 promoter sequence-specific DNA binding; TBP-class protein binding. Gene Ontology annotation, cellular component: transcription factor TFIIIB complex; nucleus; transcription preinitiation complex. Gene Ontology annotation, biological process: transcription preinitiation complex assembly; DNA-templated transcription initiation; transcription by RNA polymerase III.